Molecule: messenger RNA, 163 nt
Organism: Amoebophrya sp. A25
Lineage: Eukaryota; Dinophyceae; Syndiniales; Amoebophryaceae
Source: the annotation of a GenBank genome assembly
CAUUGUUGCUGCAAUCGACAAAGGCAAAGAUCAUAUGAAAACGUCGUUGCAGAGAGAUGGAGCUUCAGGCAUGUCUUCUGAAGUAGCACGACGCAAUCUACAAGGAGGAUCUGCUUCUAAUGGCAGCGGCCUUGACACUGAUGGCAACCUAAUUGUACAACAC